AUGGGAUCAAACUUCCAGGGUCAACUUUCACAAGGAAGAGAUUAUCCACCAGAGCACUUCACUCUAAGAAUUGAGUCUUUCUCGCUAAUGGUUAAAUCCUCGAUACAUGAAUACGUUUCCGAUCAAUUUCAAGUUGGGGACUACACAUGGAAAUUGCACAUACAUCCCAAUGGGAAAAAGGAGAAGGGAGGUGAGGGUUACAUCUCCCUAUAUUUAGAAUUGGUUGAUACCUUCAAGUCUGGCUGGCCAAUAAAUGCUGUUAUCAAAUUCUUUGUAUUGAAUCAAAUCAAUAACAAAUAUUAUACUACCCCAGGCCCAGAUUCUGUAGUGUCAUUUCAUCCGUUGAGCAAACUAUCUGGCAUUGAUAAAUUCAUUGAUCUUCCUACUUUUGAACUUUCUUCCAACGGAUACCUUGUUGACAACAAAUGUGUGUUUGGUACUGAGGUUCUUCUUGUCAAACAAGAUCCCAAACUGGAGGUGUUGAUUUUACAGGAUGAAGACUCUUGUCUUACCGGCUCCUACAUUUGGAAGAUCAAAUCUUUUUCUAGUCUUUCUCUUGAUAGCUAUGAUUCUGAAAAAUUUACUUGUGGUGAUUUUAAAUGGAAUAUCAGUCUUUAUCCUAGAGGAAAUAGUGUUGGCAAAAAUAAUAGUAUUUCGGUAUAUCUAUGCUUGGAUGAAUCGACUCUUCCCAACAAUACCAAAAUCUACGUCAAGUAUAGGAUUCACUUAUUAAACAAUGUCAAGUUGAAUAAGUUUGGUUUUACAGAUUAUCAUUACUUCAAUGCUAUGUCUCUAAGUUGGGGCUAUCCGAAGUUCAUGGCAUUCGAUGAACUACAAUACCCUAAAAAUGGGUUCUUGGUGGAUGAUUGUUGCUCUGUUGAAGCACAUGUUACCGUUCUAGGAAUGAUCAACACUGCAUCAUGA
This is a messenger RNA of Impatiens glandulifera, 924 nucleotides long. Its product is annotated as probable inactive serine/threonine-protein kinase fnkC. Lineage: Eukaryota; Viridiplantae; Streptophyta; Magnoliopsida; Ericales; Balsaminaceae. The record is from RefSeq and is a predicted model, not a curated record. The coding region runs from base 1 to 924 and encodes 307 amino acids. The transcript has 6 exons. Gene Ontology annotation, molecular function: protein binding.